Opisthorchis viverrini is the source of this 303-nucleotide messenger RNA. RefSeq lists its product as hypothetical. The transcript has 2 exons. The coding region runs from base 1 to 303 and encodes 100 amino acids. The record is from RefSeq and is a predicted model, not a curated record. Lineage: Eukaryota; Metazoa; Platyhelminthes; Trematoda; Opisthorchiida; Opisthorchiidae.
AUGUUAUCUCGCGAUGCGCUAGGUCGAACCAGUCCAAAUGAUUUUCGGUUUACCAAACAAGAUAAAUCAGCCAAAGGAUUAUCAUCUUGGAUGAAGAGACCAGCAAUGCCAGCCGAACAUUCUGCGGCUCGGCUAACCGUAGAACUGCUUCUGGUAAACGAGAGUUUCUUCACUUUCAGUGGCAAUCCGAUUGAUUUGCAAGAACUUUUCGGGGACGUUGGCACACUUGUGCGAUUCGCAAAUAGAGCUCUGGGCGUGUAUGUUGUAUCCGUUGAUCUCCGGAAUGUUGCAAAGCCUAGUUGA